This is a messenger RNA of Coturnix japonica (Japanese quail), 1529 nucleotides long. It is a transcript of the gene CCNB2, whose product is annotated as cyclin B2. NCBI's taxonomy places the organism in Eukaryota, Metazoa, Chordata, Aves, Galliformes, Phasianidae. Gene Ontology annotation, biological process: mitotic cell cycle phase transition. Gene Ontology annotation, molecular function: cyclin-dependent protein serine/threonine kinase regulator activity. The record is from RefSeq and is a predicted model, not a curated record.
UAAAAGCAGCCGCGCGGCGCGAGGCAGCAGUUGGUGGUGUUGGUGUUGCGGUGAGCUCGGCUGUGUGAGCGGCGCCGGCGGCUGCGGCCUAACCCUGAUUUACGGAACCAUGGCGGUAACGCGCCGCGCAGCCGUCAUGAGAGGGAUGGAGAAUGCUGUGACAGGGCAUAAUAACAAAGCCAAAGUGCAGGUGACUGGCAAAAGGGCUGUUUUGGAAGAAAUAGGUAACAAGGUUACAAGAGGAUCCACCUUACCUAAGAAAACGGACUGCAUCAAACCACCAGUAAAGGCUACGAAAGGACCUGGCAAGAUGACAAAUACAGUUGUACCACCUAAACCUCCAGCUGCUGUGAAUCAAGCAGUCAAAGACACUACUACUAUAGCUGCAAAGGUUCUGUCCCCUGUCCCUAUGGAUGUAUCUAUGCAAGAGGAGGAUUUGUGCCUAGCCUUCUCUGAUGUGUUGCUCCACAACAUAGAAGACAUCGAUGCGGAUGACUCGGGGAACCCCCAGCUAUGUAGUGACUACGUAAAAGAUAUCUACCUGUAUCUGAGACAGCUUGAGCUGCAGCAGUCUGUGCGCCCACAUUACCUUGAAGGGAGGACGAUCAAUGGACGUAUGCGUGCAAUUUUAGUUGACUGGCUUGUCCAGGUCCACUCAAGAUUUCAGCUUCUUCAGGAAACGCUCUAUAUGUGUGUUGGAGUUAUGGACCGCUUCUUACAAAAUCAUCCAGUACCUCGUAAGAGGCUUCAGUUGGUGGGUGUGACAGCGCUGCUUCUAGCCUCAAAAUACGAAGAGAUGUACUCUCCUGAUGUAGCAGACUUUGUUUAUAUUACUGAUAAUACCUACAGCAGUGCUGAUGUUAGAGAAAUGGAGAUCACGAUUCUGAAAGAACUGAACUUUGAUUUGGGACGGCCUCUUCCACUUCACUUCUUAAGAAGAGCAUCAAAAGCUGGGGAGGCGGAUGCUGAGCAACAUACACUAGCAAAAUACCUCAUGGAACUGACGCUGAUAGACUACGACAUGGUGCACUACCACCCUUCAGAGAUCGCAGCUGCUGCCUUGUGCUUGUCGCAGAAGGUUCUGGGCCACGAUAAGUGGGGUACCAAGCAGCAGUACUAUACUGGGUAUGCAGAGGACAGUCUUACAAUGACAAUGAAGCAUAUGGCCAAGAAUGUCGUCAAAGUAAAUGAGAACUUAACAAAAUAUACUGCUGUAAGGAACAAGUAUGCAAGUAGCAAACUCCUGAAGAUCAGCACAAUCCCUCAGCUGAAGUGUAACGCUAUCAAGGACCUUGCUGCAUCACUCUUACAACCCUAGGUAGAUAUAUUCUGAUGAUAUAUGCACUUUGUGUCAUCCUCCUCAUUUGCCUACUGAGGAAAAACUACUGCCCUGUGUAAAUAAUAUUCCAGCCCUACCACCAACAUUUCAGACUCUCUCUCAAGUUUUAAACCUACUUUGUACUGCAACUGUAUACCUAGAAAUAAAGCUCCUCUUUCAAAAAAAUAAAACAAACCAAUUCUGCCUGCCA